Messenger RNA from Oldenlandia corymbosa var. corymbosa, 492 nucleotides. The record is from the annotation of a GenBank genome assembly. Lineage: Eukaryota; Viridiplantae; Streptophyta; Magnoliopsida; Gentianales; Rubiaceae.
AUGGCAAGCCCGAGAAUGGGCACUGGUGGUUGUUCGAGGUCAGGUUGGUUCAGAUUUCGCUACGACGAAGAUCAAGAAACUCCAACUGACACAAGAAACGUAUUACUCAUUGUGGUGGCGUUGAUCGCGGCCGUGACAUUUCAAGCUGGGGUGAAUCCUCCAGGCGGUGUUUGGCAAGAUAAUGCAGGUGGUCACAAGGCAGGAAGGGCUAUUUACGCGGAUCAGAAACCGGCGUUUUAUGUGUUCCUGAUAGCAAACACUUUAGCACUUUCAACAGCAAUACUCAUCCUCAUUUCACUAACUUACAAAUUCCCUUUCAACCUUGAAAUAUGGAUCGCAACGUUGUCCAUGUUUGCAACUUAUGCUUCGGCCAUUUUCGCCAUUGCGCCCGAUGAAUCCAUUAGGUUUCGCUACGUGUUGUGUGCUGCUGGAGUGCCUUUCGGGAUUCAGAUGAUGAAGAAGCUUUAUCAGUGGAGCAUGAGAUCCAAGUGA